AUGGCAGUGCCAGACCGAUCAGUCGCUGUUUCCGCUGUUCUGCUCCUGAGAAACCCCAGCCUGUUUCCCGCAGGGGGCAGACCACGCAUACAUGCCAUUGUCAUGACGAUACCACCAGAUUGGGGCCCUAGGAUCACAGCUUCAGAGCUAUGUGUACCUGGUCCGCGACACCUCGAACCCGAGUACUUAGCCCAGCGACACGGGGCAACCAUAGUUCGCAAGAACCACAGAACAAUCACGAUCUCAAGAAGCGUCAAACACGAUGGGAGUCGCUAUCUAUCCAUGAAUAGCGUGAGCACCAACGGGCGCUGGGUACAGGCGUUGAGACUCCGGCUCUCCCGUGACAGCGUGAUGUCUCCCGCCUCUCUUCAUUACCAAAUCAGUCUGAGAGCAUACCGCUUAAACGUCGGCUACAACGGCCCCACAUAG
Histoplasma capsulatum G186AR is the source of this 429-nucleotide messenger RNA. RefSeq lists its product as uncharacterized. Lineage: Eukaryota; Fungi; Ascomycota; Eurotiomycetes; Onygenales; Ajellomycetaceae. The transcript is spliced from 3 exons. The record is from RefSeq and is a predicted model, not a curated record. The coding region runs from base 1 to 429 and encodes 142 amino acids.